Molecule: messenger RNA, 1418 nt
Organism: Mucor mucedo
Lineage: Eukaryota; Fungi; Mucoromycota; Mucoromycetes; Mucorales; Mucoraceae
Exons: 8
Coding region: 168-1310 (380 amino acids)
Biological process (GO): poly(A)+ mRNA export from nucleus
Cellular component (GO): nucleus
Source: RefSeq, a predicted model, not a curated record
GACAGACCAGCGUGACCUGUUUGCUUUGGUAGGAGGCUUACACAUCAAUCGUCUCCCCCCAAAAAGUGACGUCGCGCUAGCAGUUUUGUUUAACUUCAGCUAGUUAAACUUGCAGCAUUUCCGCAUAUACUUGUUAUUUUCCACCUUUUUCUUAUCUAUUUAAAAUCAUGUCGUCCCACGAAGAGGAUUUAGCAAAACAAGAAAAGUUAUUUGGUACAAGCGAGGAAGAAGAAGAAAUGUCUGAUCUUGAUGGAGACCAAGCUUCUGACAACGAAGAGACAACAAGAGCUCAUCAAGAAAAUUACAACGAAGAUGAGACACCUAAAUCUAUUUCAAAGUUACCUUCUUUUAAAAAAAGAUCGCGCGAUGUCGAUGAUGAAGAGAGCGCACGCUUAGAGGAAGUGCGUAGAGAAAUUCGUGAAAUGAAAAAGAACUCCCCUCGUAACGACGAUGAUGAAGAUGAAGGACCCAUCGAUCCUCGUCAAGCUUUGAGAGAUGAAAUCGACAGAGAAUUCGCAAAAGCAUUAAAGGGCGGCAAGAAGAAGAGAAAGAAGCAAGACGGUGAGGAUCUUGAGAGUUCAAUGGAUGAAGAAUUAUCCAAUUUGAGGGAACGUAUGAAGAUCGCCUCUGAAGAAGAUGCAGUUGCUAACGGUGAGAGAAGAGCUGCUGUUUCAAAAUUGAAGAUGUUGGGCCAAGUAACCACCAUGUUGACAAACAAACACUUGCAUGAUGCUAUUCUCGAUAAUGGCUUAUUAGACUCAAUUCGUCAAUGGCUUGAGCCUUUGCCCGAUCGUUCAUUACCCAGUUUGGAUAUUCAAAGUGAGAUGCUGGAUAUUUUGGAUAAGCUUCCUAUUGCUGGUGACCAUUUACGUGAAAGUGGUGUUGGCAAGAUCGUCUAUUUCUAUACCAAAUCACCCCGUAUUGAACCCAGAAUGAAGAGAAAAGCAGAUCAAUUGGUUGCUAAAUGGAGUAGAUUAGUCAUUAAGCGUAGUGAAAAUUAUAAGGAACGUCGUCACGCUGUGCAAGAAUAUAGACAGGAGGAUAUGAUUCAUCAACGAAAGAAGUACAGACGUCCCGAAGAAGAGCCUGAGGAAGAAAGAGAUGAUAACAGAUUGCAUGUGCGUAUUCCUAUGGCUGUUGCUGCUGAUUAUGAUGUUGUCCCUCAAAGUACAAUCAGAGCUGAUAAGAGCAGAGGUGUAAGACCUGAUAAUACCUUCAAGAGAUUGAAUAAUACUAUGCGUUCCAUCAAGACUGGACCCAAGAGAUCUACACCCAAGGUUUCUAUUGAAGGAAAGGGAAUGUCUUUUUAAAAAUUCCAAACAUAUCCCUUUAUGGAUUUCCUUUUUUUUCCCUUGUAAAUAAGCUAUAAUAAUAAAAAAAAAAAUGCUGGUAAAAAAUAUCGGUGAAUAUGCGCUGCU